Messenger RNA from Sinocyclocheilus rhinocerous, 1288 nucleotides. Its product is annotated as 39S ribosomal protein L11, mitochondrial-like. Lineage: Eukaryota; Metazoa; Chordata; Actinopteri; Cypriniformes; Cyprinidae. Gene Ontology annotation, biological process: translation. The record is from RefSeq and is a predicted model, not a curated record. Bases 161 to 742 code for a protein of 193 amino acids. Gene Ontology annotation, molecular function: large ribosomal subunit rRNA binding; structural constituent of ribosome. The transcript has 7 exons. Gene Ontology annotation, cellular component: mitochondrial large ribosomal subunit; ribosome.
UUUCACCAAACCAUCUGAAGUGACAGUAAAAGCAAUAUGGCAGCGCACGUGGUUCAAAUACUAACGUGAAGGUCUUUUUUUCGGGUGUACGUGAACACAAAUUAUCUCACUAGCAGGCAAAGGGGACGGACAGACGUGUGGCAGGCCAGACACAUAGACAAUGUCUAAGAUAUCUAAAGCAGCCAAGGCGGUGAAAAAGUUGGACACUGGAGGUGUGAUCAGAGCAAUUGUAAGGUCUGGACAAGCGGCUCCUGGGCCUCCACUGGGCCCCAUCCUGGGACAGAAAGGAAUUCCCAUUGGGGCCUUCUGCAAAGAUUUCAAUGAGAAAACCAAAGAGCUCAAGGAAGGCAUUCCUCUUCCCAUCAAGAUCAAUGUGAAGUCGGACAGGACGUAUGACCUGAAAAUUGGGCAGCCCACUGUGUCUUACUUUUUGAAACAGGCCGCCGGCAUUGAAAAAGGAGCCGGAAAGACUGGGCAUGAGAUCGCAGGUAUGGUGACGGUGAGGGCCGUAUAUGAGAUUGCACUGGUCAAAUCACAGGAUGACAGCAUUAAGCUGCGAGACACCUCUAUGCUGAACGUUGUCAAGUGCAUCAUCGGUUCAGCCAGAUCCCUCGGUAUCAAAGUCGUCAAUGACCUGUCACCAGAAGAGUACGGGGAGUUUCUCCGAGAGCGUGAGGAGAGACUGAAGGCAGAAGCCGAGGCAGCAGCCGCUGAGGCAGCAGCAGUAGUAAAGAAGAAAUGAAGAGCUGCUGUGUGCUAGAGUUAUUUAUCAAUGCAAAAGCCCCAUUCAUGUGGAUUAGUCCUACUAUUCCGGACGUGUAUUUCUAAUAAAAUGCUGCUCAUUUGCACCCAAAUGUAUUAAGGUGUAUUUUUUCCUCUGUUUCUCUCAUUGUUGAUACUAUCCUGCCUCCUGACUUUCUUCUACCUCCCCCACUUUCUCUUUUCUUUUCUCUGCCUCCUACAACCUUUUUUAGGCCUCUGAGCCACUUUCACGUACUCUUUCUCUCACAUCCAUUGGCUUACCCAUCUCUCCUAACUAACUCUGGGUAAUAAUCCGGGGGGUUUUAUAGCUGCCAUGUCUUUGACAUCUGUGCUGAAAUGGAUUGCCCUUUGGCAACACAUUGACACACCCUAGUUGAUAUGCAUUGACAAAUAAGGAAAUUUUUAACCCUCAUUUAAAUGGAUUGGAUGCACCCAAACAGUUCCUAAUGGUUUUCUUGUAUUAAAAAAAAUUUAUAUGGGUUGAACACUGUGAACUAUAUUAUCGACCAGUGAUAUAUUAAAAGUU